Molecule: messenger RNA, 5150 nt
Organism: Phacochoerus africanus (Common warthog)
Lineage: Eukaryota; Metazoa; Chordata; Mammalia; Artiodactyla; Suidae
Gene: GCNT4
Product: glucosaminyl (N-acetyl) transferase 4
Exons: 2
Coding region: 569-1957 (462 amino acids)
Cellular component (GO): membrane
Molecular function (GO): acetylglucosaminyltransferase activity
Source: RefSeq, a predicted model, not a curated record
CAUGUCCUCAUGGAUACCAGUCAGGUUCCUUUCCCCUGUGCCACAUGGGGAACUCCCUCAGUUCUUAGCAUUUGAACCUCUGGAAUCAGCCCUCAGAGCUUGGCCAGCCCUCCUGUUCCUCAAGCCUUGGGGUAGGACUUCCCCGGAUUUCCUGUUAUCCUGCUCCUCCCCAAAUAAGCCCAGGCAAUGCCCUUCCCUUAUUGAGCCUCUUUUUAUCUGAUAAAGUAAUAUAAUCAUCUUUAAUAUUCAAAUAGUCUGAAAGGCUCUUUGGUGAUAAGUAAAUUCCCUCCCUAACCAGACCCCUGUUCCUCAGUCCCUCCCACCCCGUUCUGCAGAGUAACUCCUCUUCCUGGGGUCACUUCUAUAGAAAUAAAGACGUGGAAAUACUGGCCUAUGGGUCAGAUCCAGCCAGCUGCCUAUUUUGGUAAAUAAAAUUGUAUCAGAACACACCGCUAGUCACUCAUUUACACCCAGUCUGUGGCUGCUUUCCCGCUACAACUGCAAAGGAGCUGUGACAGAGAAAAGAAAAAGUCUGCCAACACGUGCUCUUUGCAUGUAGACGCCUGGAAUGAAGACAUUCAAAUGUUGUUUUAAAUACCACCUACAGCAGAAAGUUUUCAUCCUGUUUCUCACCCUGUGGCUGUUCUCCUUGUUGAAGCUUCUAAAUGUGCGAAGAAUCCUCUUUCCACAGAGAGGCAUUUACCUGGUUGAGUACUCGCUGAGCACCUCGCCUUUUGUGAGGAACAGAUACACGCAUGUGAAGAAUGAAAUCGAGUAUGAGAUUAACUGCUCGGCUGUCUAUGAACAGGAGCCUUUGGAAAUCGGCAAGAGUCUGGAAAUAAGAAAAAGGACCAUCAUCGACUUGGAUGAUGACGAUGUCGUGGCAAUGACCAGUGACUGUGACAUUUACCAGGCCCUCCGAAGGUACCAUCAAAAGCUCGUUUCCAGGGAGGAGGAAAGCUUCCCCAUAGCCUAUUCUUUGGUUGUCCACAAAGACGCAAUCAUGGUUGAGAGGCUAAUCCAUGCUAUAUACAACCAGCACAAUGUUUACUGCAUCCAUUAUGACCAUAAAUCAACAGAUACCUUCAAAGUUGCCAUGAACAAUUUAGCUAAGUGCUUCUCCAAUAUCUUCAUUGCUUCCAAAUUAGAGACGGUGCAAUAUGCACACAUUUCCAGACUCCAGGCCGAUUUAAAUUGUUUGUCAGACCUUCUCAAGUCUUCAGUUCAGUGGAAAUAUGUUAUCAACCUGUGUGGGCAAGAUUUUCCUCUGAAUUCCAACUUUAAAUUAGUGUCAGAGUUGAAGAAACUCAAUGGAUCAAAUAUGUUAGAGACGGUGAAACCCCCUAGCACUAAAAUGGAAAGAUUCAUGUAUCACCAUGAACUCAGACAGGUGCCUUAUGAAUAUGUAAAGCUACCAAUAAGGACAAACAUCUCCAAGGAAGCCCCUCCUCAUAACAUUGAGAUAUUUGUUGGCAGUGCUUAUUUUGUUUUAAGUCAAGCAUUUGUUAAAUAUAUUUUCAACAGUUCCCUUGUGGAAGACUUUUUUGCCUGGUCUAAAGAUACAUACUCGCCUGAUGAGCAUUUUUGGGCUACCUUAAUUCGGGUACCAGGAAUCCCCGGGGAGAUUUCUAGGACAGCCCAGGAUGUGUCUGACCUACAGAGUAAGACCCGUCUUGUCAAAUGGAAUUAUCUAGAAGGCCUUUUCUAUCCCAGUUGUACUGGCUCUCACCUCCGAAGUGUGUGUAUCUACGGAGCAGCAGAACUAAGGUGGCUUCUCAAAGAUGGACAUUGGUUCGCUAAUAAAUUCGAUUCGAAGGUAGACCCCGUCUUGAUUAAAUGCUUGGCGGAAAAGCUUGAGGAACAACAGAGAGAGUGGAUCGCUUUGUCUUCAGGAAAGUUAUUUAUGGUUAAAAACCCCACCACCACAUCGGAACACAUGAUGGAAAUCAGGGUCUGAUAAAUGGAGUUACCCUGGGAUUGUAUGCAAUACUGUGGCCAGUACCUUUUAAGUUUAACCUUCUCAUGGUCUGAAAGAUGUCUAAAAUCCCACGCACAAGGGAGCGUGACGGGCCUUUGGUGACCCUUAGCCUGCACCCUUCGGGAGAUUGGGUGGUUUUAUGUUUGUUUUGCUUUGUAAUCUCUCUGAAUUAAAUUGAGAUUUUUAAACCGUCGGUCAUCUGAUAGCCAUUCAGUUCCCGCUCUAUGCCAGGCACUUUUUUAGCCACAUGUGGGAAUUAAGUCCAAAUGGUGAUUGAUAAGUUACACAGUGCCCUCAAGGAACAGUGGCUUUCCCCAAUCGCACAGCAACCUUACGUUUUCCACACAACAGUCAGGGUUCUGCUGAAGAAGUGUUGGAGUGGGUGUGAUUGUAUCACCGUAUUAACCGCCAGUUUCAGGGUAGUGUUUAAGCACAGUGGCCAACACUCCACUCGCCUCUUAACUCAGCUAGACUUUCCUUAACCAUUAGAAUAUUAGAAGGAGAGACGAUACUACCUCAGAGGAGCUCAAAGAAUUGUCCGAUUUCCUGCUUGCCAAAGCCAAACGUACCUCAUGGUGCCUCACUCGUUCAGUGCAGGGUCAGGAGGCUCUGCCGACGGGGCAUUUCUAGUGUAUGAAUCUUAGGGAAGUGGUGGGGGAUGGGGACCAGGCACCUGAAGAAGAAGAAAGGGAUCUAUAUGACUUGCCCAUCACGUUACAUGGUGGUGUCAUGAAUGGCCUCCUUUUUCAUUCACCUGUUUCUCUAAAACACCUUUACUGAGUAAAAAGAAAAAUGGAUUAACAGUUUCAAUGCAUCAUAUUCCAGAACAUGGAACCUAAGUCCGUUCCUGGAUGUCAUUAUAUGUGAGUGUUUUUACAGUGGAAUCAGUAUAAUUUUGUUCUAGGAACUAUCAAGCUAAGAGUUACUGAAUUUUCUUGAAAAGGUUGUGUGAAAUAAGACACCUUUCUAAAUUAACUAUUACGGUCAUUACAAAUGUUUUCUGGAGUUCCUCAGUGGUAAUGAACCUGACUAGUAUCCAUGAGGACACAAGUUCCAUCCCCAGCCCUGCUCAGUGGGUUGAGGAUCUGGCAUUGCUGUGGCUGUGGUGUAGGCUGUCGGCUGCAGCUCCGAUGUGACCUCUAGCCUGGGAACUUCCAUAUACCACCGGUGCAGACCUAAAAAAAAUGUUUUCUUCUGCUGUCAAGUGAAGUCUACACAUAAAAUUAUGAAAGCUCUAAGUUCAUUUCAGUCUUCUCAGCUUGGAGCCAAGGGAUAAAAAGCUAAUUUUCCUAAGGACAUAGCAAGAAUAUUCAUUCAUGACAUUUUAUAAAACCUACAACUUUGGAAACUACCAAAGGAAUCAAAAAUACGAAUAUUUUCAUGUACCUAUUAUGCCGAAAGCGAAAUGGGACAAGAAUGAGGUCCUUAGAACAGGCUAUCCUAUUUUUAUGUCUCCUGGGAAAUCAUGGAACUGAUGUCAGAAUUUCUUGGUGAUCUUAUGUUUCAGUAACUACAUACAGAUGUAGUAAUCAAGGCCGGUAUGGGACUAUGUGGAAAACUGAAGUGUUUAAAUGUGUUUUUAAAUGUCUGCUCUACGUGUGAAAUGCCUUUUGCUUGUUUCUAUCAAGUGGCACCACUUCUCGCUCCCUUUCUUCUUAUGAAUUCAUUUGUUCUCCCACCCCCCGCCCAGCCGCGCCCCGCGCUUCAAAUGACCAGUUCAUCAGUGUGUGUGACUGUGAUAAGCUAAUCACUUGAUCCAGGAGUCUCCAUUUUCCUGGUCUAUCAAGUGAGGACUUGGAGGUGUCCAGGCUCCCUCACACGUUUCUGUGUAAGAAUCAAUUGAAAGAGUGUAUGAAGUGGUUUGAAAAUGGAGAGAAACUGUUGAAAUAUCAGUGAGCAGUUGUUCUGUGAGACACAGACCCAGCCCCAUGGUGACACUUAACCAGGUACCUUUUCAAAAUUGAAAAAGAAGCCAUCAUUUCAGAGGCAACUUCUGUAACCCAGUCCAGGUACUAAGAAACCCCUGUCACCACAUCUGAGGUUCUUUUUAGGCCAAUUAGGAUUAGCACAUUGGUCUAGUGGCUUAGAUCAGGAGUGGAGGUAGAAAUCCUUUUCCUACCAUCCAGGCUUAAAUACACAAAGUCCUGUUGAAAUCUUGUGGGUUUUUUUUUAAUGUUUGUCAGCAUCAGUGUAAAUGCUGAAAAAUAAAUAUUGACAUUCUGGCCUGGGGUCUUGCCUCCUGGUGAAAAACGAGUCUGUCCCUUGUUUGUUGGGAAGUUUUCCAGGUAAUCACUUUAAUGCCAUAUUUAAAUGAAACAUGGCACCAGGAAGACGUGGCAGUGCCUUCCCCCACAGACACAUUUCUCAAGAUGCAACUCCUAAUAUUUCAGGGAGCUUGUCAGAUUCUUCUCUUUUGCCUUGGGAAUCCUGCAGAGUCCCUGCAGGCCUACACGCUGAUUCUUCCCUAAAGCCUUUGCAUAAAUCAUACCCAAAGGUUUUAGGGAAUGUCCUGGAGCCUGUGUUUUAUAACUACUCUUUACAUAGUAUUUAUUGAAUCUAGAUUCUAAGUUAUUUGGCAAUGAGACCAGAACCUCAGAGUUUGUAAAUUAAAUUAGAUAAUAGUGAAAGAACGAUGCAAAUGUGUCUACAGUGUAUGAAUAAUCUACUGUAAAAUUGUAAUAUUUAAAGACCACCAUUGCUGCUAUUUGUAAUGUUUUGGUUAUUUUAAGUGAAAUACAUAUAUAUAUGAUUGAAAUAUAUAUUAUAUAUAUAUAUAUAUAUGAUCUUUAAAUUUAGGGAGUUAAAUUUGAAGACUUCUCUUGCCUUCCAGAAUGUGAAUAUUGUACAUACCUAUAUAUUUUGACAUAUUGCAGAGAAAACAAAACGACAGUCUUCCUGGAGGAUGUAGAAUGAAUGGACUCCAUGUAUGUUACAGCUGUUGUUGAUGAUGAUGAUGGAAUGAGCUUUGAUUUUUAUUAAUAUUUUUACCCACUGGUCUCUAAAACUCCUUCUUUGUUUAGGUUUUGUUUUUUGCUUUUUUUUUAACCAGUUUCAAAAGAUGUAUUUCCCAUUGUAUGAGUUUUAAAUCAAUAUUCAUGUUGCAUUUUUAUAUUAUGCUGCUGCUAGAUGUUAAUUCUUCAGUACUGUAAAAUAAAACAUGCUCCCAAAACCA